GAAAAAAAAAUAAGCGAAGAAGAAAGCGUUGGUAUUUUUCUCUCUUCUUCGAUUCGAACAAAAGCCUACCAGCAGACAAAAGGGAGGGUUUUGUGAAGACAGAGAAAUACACAGUGUCCAAUCGACGCACGGGAGAGAAACCUACGUAAAUACAAACAGCGGAGGGAAUUUUCUCGGCGGGGAAGGAGAGACCUCUACCACCUUCUUCUAUAUUCCGGCUGACUCACAGUUAGGGUUUCUUUUCACUUGAAGCUGUUGAUGAAGGGCAGCUUAGCAAAAUGCUAAGCUAUCAGCAUAUCACAAAGACUAUUCUGAAGGUUCACGGAUGGAAGAAAAACUAUCAGCAUAUCACAAAGACUUCUUAAAUGCUUGGAGGUCUGGCGUGUGAAGCACUAUGACACUUGAAGAUUUCUUUACCCUGACUGAGAUAAAAGAUGGCCUUACUCUCCCUUCUCGUGUUGAGGAACUGGUGGCUAUUAUGCAGAAGGAUAGAGAAUGUAUUGUGAAGAAUGUUGUUGAAUCAACCAGACAAUGGGCUGCUGUUGCAAGCACAAUUGCUGCCACAAAGAACAAAAAUUGCCUUGAUCUUUUUAUUCAGUUAGAUGGACUCUCGUAUCUUGAUAGAUGGCUUAAGGAUGCCCAGAGGUUUAUUAGCAAUUCAGCUGACAGCAUAGUAGAGGAGUCAAUUGUCGCAGUAUUACGGGCACUUGAAAACCUCCAUAUAGACGAUGAAAGGUCCAUUUCUUCAGGGGUCUGGAUUACUGUCCAGAGUCUUGUUGGUUCCAGCAGCUCUCAGGUUCAGGAUAUAGCAAGGGCAUUGUUUGAUAGCUGGAAGCAGGAUAGAGUUAGUGAUUCUGUUCUUCAGCACAAUAGUGAGGGUGCUGGUGCUUAUUGUGAUCGUGUGAUUAAAGUCCAUGCGAUGCUUGCUGAGGAAAGUAGCAGGCUGGAGUGUUCUGUUUCUGAUGUUCCUCUUCUGAAACAAAGCACUGGAGAAGAAAGUCUUGCAGUAGAAGUUCCAAAAGCUGAAAAUUUAGGACUAGAACACUUGGAAGAUCUUAGAACUAAAAGGGGUGAAGAAAUACAGGCUCAAACUGAGAAAAAUGAGCUCCAGUCGGGCAUGGAUUUAGACAGUCCUGUGUCCAAGGAUAUGGCUUCUGAUAAUUUGCGUUCAUCUCUUGUGGCAAAUGCUGUUCGUGAAAGCCCUUCUGUAAAGGAAAAAAUCCCAGUAGGUACCAUGGCAGAAAUUAUUCCUGUGGAGGUUAGUAGUUGUUCACUUACAGAGCAAGGCAGUGUUGAGGGGCAGUCAGAUGCAGAGUUGGAUAAAUUUUCUAAAGAUUAUGAGCAGGCAACUAAGCUUAGUGGUUUCUCUGACAAAUUGGGCAUUGCAGCUUCUGCCUCUAGUAUAGUGGAACCUGGAGUUGGGUCAUCUGAUGCUGAUGUUGCAAGACCUCAGGAGGCAGAGGCAGGACUUCUUGUACACAAGCAAGAUGGUGCCAGUGAGGUGAAGCCACUUAGUUGCAAGCCAAACAGUGGGUUAGAUGAUAAAGGAGUUACAAACACUCGCGGCAAACAAUUGUCAGUGACAAAUCUAGGUGGUGAAUGCCUUUCUGAUAUUUUGCCGGAUUCCUCUACAAAGGACUAUGCAUUUGGGAAAUCUGAAGAAUUGGACACUUAUUCCAGGAUGGAAGACUCUGAAGCAACUGAUGAAGAUAAAGAGCAUACUAGUAGUGAUGGUGGCAAGAAUAUGAGAAGUUGUUCCUCUUUUUCUAGAACAGCAAUUGAUAAUCAUACUACUGAUGUGAUUGACAACCAAACUACUGAUAUUGAACUUGACUAUGGAAUUGUAGAUGCUUUGGAAGUAGCCCGAAAAGUUGCUCAAGAAGUGGAGAGAGAAGUCAUAGAUUAUAGAGAACCAUCUUGCAGCUCAUCAGAGAAAAUUUCUGAUGGAAUUAGGCAGCCAGGUAGCCCAGAGUCUAUAAAUGGAAAACAGGAUCUAGCCAAUGAGAUGCCACAAAAGGAAAUGCCAUUUGGACAAAAUCAUGGUGCUGAGAAGUAUCCGGGGGGCCAGGUUCAUGUAAUAAAUUCAGGAAAUCUCGACCAAGGGCCCGAAAAUGGUAUAAAUGAUAUUGAGUCCUCUCAAGUCACAGAAGCAAUCCAAGAACCAGAAAUUAACACAGAGAAAAGCAUGUGUGACUUUGAUCUGAAUCAAGAAGUUUGUUCUGAUGAAAUGGAUCAUACAGUGAAUUCCAUCUCGACCCCAAUUCCUGUUGCUUCUGCUUCAAGGCCGGUAGGAGCUCCAGGGUUGCCUUUUGCCCCAUUGCAGUUUGAGGGAGCUCUUGGAUGGAAAGGAUCUGCUGCUACCAGUGCUUUUCGGCCGGCAUCUCCACGUAGACCAUCCUGUGGGGAUAAGGUUCUUUCUACAGGGGACGCUGGUAAUAGUUUAAAAGCAAGGCUGGGUUGCCUCGACAUAGAUCUGAAUGUGGCCGAGGGUGGAGAUGAUAAACUUGUAGAUCUGAUGUCAGGAAAGCAAAUUUCUGUCUCGUCUGGCCUUCAAUCGGCAGAAUCCUCUCUGGAAAUGAGCCCUAAGAGAUCAGAGAGGCUCAAAUUAGAUUUGAAUCGUACCAGUGAUGAUGGUGAUGCACUACCUUCUGAUUUAAGAGUGGAGGGACGGAUCUUUUACAAUCGGAAUGGUCACCGCAGUCCCUCUCCUGUUUCCUCAUCAUCAUCACUGCAGCCUUCUGAGGACAUUGAUUUGAAUGACAGACCAAACGUUCAUGUUGAUUCUGAUCAAGGGCCCCGUUAUGGGGGAUCUUCGCAAAGCAUAAGCGCCUUUUUGAGGGAGGAAGUAGGGAACCUGGGAGUUGAGGCAUCUUUUCAUGGCUGGCCAAAGCAGGUCGAUGGAGGACCAUUUGAGAGUUAG
Molecule: messenger RNA, 2920 nt
Organism: Carica papaya (papaya)
Lineage: Eukaryota; Viridiplantae; Streptophyta; Magnoliopsida; Brassicales; Caricaceae
Source: RefSeq, a predicted model, not a curated record